AUGGCUGAGGACCUAGAUACAAGCAAAAUCAAAGACUGGCGAUCUAUAAUAACGUUGAUUGUUUUUUGCGUGACCAAUAUCGUCGUGCUUUUUCCUUUCCACGUUCCUAUUUAUGUCCCACGGUGGCUAUCCGACACGACCCUGUAUGGCCUGAGAACCUUGCGUAUAAUACCCUGCCGCGAAAAGCUGCCGCGAGACCACGAUAAGCCCGGCUCGUUCGUACGGCUGAACUUACCUCUUAAUUUUAUGACCGCGCCGUUGAUAGCUGAUCUGUUCCUUCUGGUGAUCCUGGCCAUUGGCCGACAGGAAGUUCACGAUGGCACUAUCGGAGCAGAAAACAUCUCUCCCAUUGACAUCAUGGCGUUCUUCCUCACACUAGCAUAUAUUGCGAUCUCGAUCGAUGCCUCCGGUCUGAUCCGAUACUUGGCCUUCAAAGUUCUCCAGAAGGGAGGUAAUGUCGGCCAUCGACUAUUUUUCUAUCUUUUCGCUUUCUUCUUUGGAUUAGGCAGCUUUAUUGGAAAUGAUCCCAUCAUUCUAUCGGGCACGGCUUUCCUUGCCUACAUGACCCGCGUGUCGAGCAAUAUUGUCCACCCUCGAGCUUGGAUACACAGCCAAUUUGCCGUUGCGAAUAUUGCUUCCGCCAUUUUGGUUUCUUCGAAUCCGACUAAUCUCGUGCUUGCCGGCGCUUUCGAGAUCAAGUUCAUCGUCUAUACGGCCAAUAUGAUCGUGCCGGUGGUUGCAACUGCGAUCGUCAUUUUCCCAAUCUUACUCUAUAUUAUCUUUGCCGAUACGUCUCUUAUCCCGGUAUCUAUCAAAAUGCACAAGCUGUCGGAAGAGGCUAUGAGCAGGAAACCUGUCAACCCCAAUAUUCCCAAUGCCAGAGGAAAUGCCGACGAAAAGGAAGCGAUCAAUAAUGAGCAUGGCAAACAGCUUUCACUGGAGGAGAUCAUGAAUCCUUUUUUGGAUAAAGGUGGUGCCGCUUUUGGUGCUGUGAUAAUGGCCACUACACUCAUCACUCUCCUUGCACUCAACGCAGCCAGCAAUUCAGGGCAAGAGCGUCCUGUGUUCUGGGUUACUUUACCUGCUGCUUUUGUCAUGUUCUGUUGGGACCUCACCUUUGGCUGGCUUCAUCGCCAUGAGACACGCGAAAUUGCCGCCAAAGGCCGCCGGGAGGUGGAACUCGCGCGAGCAGAGCGAGAAAGGCUCAAUUCUCUCCGUAAUUCUCCACAGCAAGCGGCAUUGGAUGGAACAAAGCAGAUGCAACGCCGCCAGACUGACCUCUCGUCGGAGAGUCAGGUUACUGGAUACUGCGCUGAGAUUGGGUUCUCCUUCGAUGCCGCUGACAGUCUGGCCAGCACAAAGGUGCCCCAAGACUGUCAAACGCCCAUACCAGGAUCAAUUCUUGUUGAAGAGGAACCUUUCCCAGGCCUAGAGCCACUGGCUGAUACCAUGACUACUUGUCAAGAUCUGACCCUCACAUCCUCUCCCAAGGCCAGGGAUGAAGUACGAGCUAAUGGACUCGACGAAGAGAAGCGAGGAGCCAUGGUUCAAACAGAGAUAGUGUCGCCACGCAACCUGGUAUCAUUGAGUGCUGAUACCUACCGGUGGCUGCAGGAGACAUUUCCAACUGUUACGGUCGUUAUCUCGCACAUGCCAUUCCCUCUUGUUCCUUUUGCGCUAUCCAUGUUUGUCCUGGUGCAAGCGCUUGUGACCAAGGGAUGGGUCCCUGUCUUUGCCUACGGAUGGGACCACUGGGUUAACAAGACUGGGACUGUGGGUGCCGUUGGCGGAAUGGGCUUUUUGUCUGUUAUUCUCUGCAAUUUCGCCGGAACAAACAUCGGCACAACCAUCCUCCUCUCGCGUGUUAUUCAAGCAUGGCAAGAAAUCCAUCGCAUCAGCGGGGUUCCCAUCAGCGACCGCACUUUCUGGGCCUCGGUCUACAGUAUGGCUUUAGGUGUUAAUUUCGGAGCAUUCAGCACGGCCUUUAGUGCAUCCCUUGCUGGUUUGCUAUGGCGCGACAUUCUGGCCAGGAAGCAUAUCCGUGUGGGUAGUAUCGAAUUUGCCCGCGUGAAUUUGCCCAUUAUAGCCAUUGCUAUGGUUGUCGGGUGCACUGUUCUCAUUGGAGAGGUUUAUGUCAUGAGAUAA
Molecule: messenger RNA, 2145 nt
Organism: Penicillium cinerascens
Lineage: Eukaryota; Fungi; Ascomycota; Eurotiomycetes; Eurotiales; Aspergillaceae
Product: putative arsenite efflux transporter ArsB-like
Exons: 3
Coding region: 1-2145 (714 amino acids)
Biological process (GO): transmembrane transport
Cellular component (GO): membrane
Source: RefSeq, a predicted model, not a curated record